CGUAUAAUUUCUUUUUCUAUUAUUAAUACAUGGAACGAAUUCUGAAUCUGUUGUGAAUACAUAAAGUGUGGUUUUUUCAAGAAUAUCAGAUUUAUUUUAGAUUUUUAUCAAUAUUUUACUAAUUUUAUAACAAAUAAAUAAAAAUGUUUCGGCAAGUUAUUCCACAAAUGAUUAGAAAUAGUCGUACCAUUAAAAAUAUUCAAACUUCUACUGAUAUUGAUGUUAAUAUGAAAUUAGAAAAAUCUAUAAAUCAAGUUACUUUAUUAGGAAGAGUAGGAGGCGAGGCACAGAAAAAGGGUAGUAAUGAACAUCCUGUUGUUAUUUUUUCUCUUGCCACACAUAAUAACUAUAAAUAUACGAAUGGAGAUAUUGUACAGCGAACAGAUUGGCAUAAAAUAUGCGUUUUUAAACCAAAUUUACGUGAAAAUGUAUAUACUUAUUUAAAAAAGGGUCAAAGAGUAUUAGUUUCAGGAAAAAUAAGUUAUGGAGAAUACAAAGAUGAAGAAGGUGCUAUUAAAUCAACUACUGCAGUAAUAGCAGAUGAUGUAAUAUUUUUUCAUCAUAAUAAUUAG
Messenger RNA from Apis mellifera (honey bee), 572 nucleotides. It is a transcript of the gene mtSSB, whose product is annotated as single-stranded DNA-binding protein, mitochondrial. Gene Ontology annotation, molecular function: single-stranded DNA binding. NCBI's taxonomy places the organism in Eukaryota, Metazoa, Arthropoda, Insecta, Hymenoptera, Apidae. Bases 144 to 572 code for a protein of 142 amino acids. The transcript has 4 exons. Gene Ontology annotation, biological process: positive regulation of helicase activity; mitochondrial DNA replication. The record is from RefSeq and is a predicted model, not a curated record. Gene Ontology annotation, cellular component: mitochondrial nucleoid.